AUGACUUUUUUGUGGGGGCUCUUGUGGAAGUCAUCUACGGCUGUGAUUGCAUACCUCAUGGCGAGAUAUCAUCUGACUUUCAACGAUACGUUCAAAUUUGUGAAGCACAAGCGACCGGGCGUCGGUCCAAAUUUCGGUUUCCUCGGCCAGCUACUGGACUACGAGAAACAGCUAAACAACAAAAUCGAUACUACUGCUACUACUGCUGCUGCUGCUGCUACUACUACUACUACUGUUUCCGAAGCUGCCGCUACUAAUAUCGCCAUUGAAGCCAUUACCACUACUGCUAAUUCUACUACCACAGAUAACAUUAACAAUAUUAGCAAUAAUAGUAAUAACUCCCUUGCAACGAAUGAGGAUGCAAUUAAUGUUGUGAGUCAUAAGGCUUAUAACGAUGAAAGUUACGAAACUACUACUUCUACUAAUACUACUACUACUACUACUGCUGCUGCUGCUACUACUACUACUACUACUACUAAUAAUAAUAAUAAUAAUAAUAUUAAUAAUAAUAAUAAUAAUAAUAAUAAUAAUAAUAAUAAUAAUAGAGAUAGUACCAUCAUUGAGAUGGAUGAUGACGAUGACGUCACUGACAUUAACAGCUGCCGCUAUGAUUAUGACGUCAUCGACAAACGGAAGCAUGAUUGUUGUGGCGCUAACCUCCCUGACACCAAGGGCGAUAUAAAUGGCGACAUUAAGAAUAAUAAUAAUAAUUAUAAUGAUAAUUAUAAUAAUAAUAAUAACAAUAAUAGUAAUAGUAAUAAUAUUGAUGACGAUGAUGAUGAUGGUUGUGAAAAUGAUGAAGGUUAUCGAGAAAUUAGAGAGUUUAUCCGCGCCUCAUAUGAAAAAAGUCGAUCCAUGCAGUUGAACCUGCCCACUAAACCAACCUUUUUUGAUGUCAUUUCAUUUGCAGCGCCAACAUCAACAAUAUCCACAACACCAACAGCAUCAACAACAACACCCAUGACAUCAGCAACGGCAACAAGUCUUUCACUAAAUCAGAGCAGGCGCAACAAUUUGCGGCCGUCAAGUUUCCACACCUUGCUGACGCCCCACAUCGAUGCCGCCCUGACCUUUGAACCCCAUCAACUUAAUAAUCUUCAGCAACAGCAGCAGCAGCAGAAGCAACUACAACAGCAGCAACAGAAUUUUCAACAGCAACAGAAUUUACAACAACAACAGUUGCAACAACCACAACAAUUUCAGCAGCUGCAGCAAUUUCAACAGCAACAAUUUCAACAGCAGCAACAAAAUCUUUCACAACAUAUUCAUCAACAGCAUUUCCCACCACAAUUACAAUAUUUUCAACAACAGCCGCAACAACAGUCACAACAACAACAACAGCUACAACAGCAGCACCAACAGCAGCAAAAACAACCACAACAGCAGCCACAACAGCAGCAACAACAGCCACAGCAGCAGCAACAACGCUACGAAUUUGAACGACCCCAACAUCGUCGUCAUCAUUCUCAUCAACUACAACAUCUACAUUAUCAGCAACUUCACCAAAGUUUCCAACAUCAGGACUCUUUCAACCACUACCAGCCACACCACCACCAACCACAACACCACUUCUACCUGACCAGUCCGAUACUGACCAAACUCAACGACAUCACCUCUCUCUCCCUAGCGAGCAACAGCCUUGACCCCGUUCACGACGACGACCCCCCAGCUGAUUUGUCGUUCACCUGCCGCACGAGAUCUCUCAACCAAUCCAGUAGCAGCCUGUCGUCCAUUGGCAGCCACGAAAACAUCGAAAUCCUUCAGGUCUCCUGA
Messenger RNA from Helobdella robusta, 1773 nucleotides. RefSeq lists its product as hypothetical. The transcript has 3 exons. The record is from RefSeq and is a predicted model, not a curated record. Bases 1 to 1773 code for a protein of 590 amino acids. Gene Ontology annotation, biological process: dephosphorylation. Gene Ontology annotation, molecular function: protein tyrosine/serine/threonine phosphatase activity. Lineage: Eukaryota; Metazoa; Annelida; Clitellata; Rhynchobdellida; Glossiphoniidae.